Molecule: messenger RNA, 2892 nt
Organism: Manis javanica (Malayan pangolin)
Lineage: Eukaryota; Metazoa; Chordata; Mammalia; Pholidota; Manidae
Gene: SESN1
Product: sestrin 1
Biological process (GO): cellular response to L-leucine; cellular response to leucine starvation; regulation of response to reactive oxygen species
Cellular component (GO): nucleus
Molecular function (GO): oxidoreductase activity, acting on peroxide as acceptor; L-leucine binding
Source: RefSeq, a predicted model, not a curated record
GCCGCUCGUUGGAAGCCAUCGACAGAGAAGACAGUGCCGGUUCCAGAGGUCACCCAGACGUGUUUGCUUGACGACUCGCUUUCUUGUGAUUUUCUUUUUACGUUUCUGGUUUUUAAAAUGCAAAGGGCUUUUGGGGGUCCACGCUGAAGCGUAACAAGACUGCAAAGAAAAGCCGCGCGUUGUCAUGGCUGAAGGGGAGCCCGAAGUCCGGUGGGACGGCCUGUGCAGCAGAGACCCCGCCGCGAGGGAGGCGGCCCUGGAGCACGUCCGGCAGGUCGUUCGGAGGAAAACCGAGGAUCUCCGCUCGGGGGGAGAGACGUCCCGCCGGCCGCCAGACGGGCUUUCGGACGCUGUCCCUGCGGAUGGGCUGAAUAAGCUGCUCGCUCACCUGCUCAUGCUCUCCAAGAGGUGUCCCUUUAAAGACGUAAGAGAGAAAAGCGAGCAUAUUUUGAAGAGCGUCCAGGAACUUGGAAUUAGAAUUCCUCGACCACUAGGACACGGACCAAGCCGAUUCAUCCCAGAAAAAGAGAUUCUCCAGGUGGGAAGUGAGGACGCACAGACACACACUUUAUUUGCAGAUUCUUUUGCUGCUUUGGGUCGUUUGGAUAACAUUACGUUAGUGAUGGUUUUUCACCCACAGUAUCUAGAAAGUUUCUUUAAAACUCAGCACUAUCUGCUGCAGAUGGACGGGCCGCUACCCCUGCAUUAUCGGCACUACAUUGGGAUAAUGGCUGCAGCGAGACAUCAGUGCUCCUACUUGGUGAACCUGCACGUCAACGAUUUCCUCCAUGUUGGUGGGGACCCGAAGUGGCUGAACGGUCUGGAGAAUGCCCCUCAGAAACUGCAGAAUCUAGGAGAACUUAACAAAGUCUUAGCCCAUAGACCUUGGCUUAUUACCAAAGAGCACAUUGAGGGACUUCUAAAAGCCGAAGAGCACAGCUGGUCCCUCGCGGAGCUGGUCCACGCAGUAGUCCUGCUCACGCACUAUCACUCUCUUGCAUCGUUCACGUUCGGCUGUGGGGUCAGUCCAGAGAUUCACUGUGAUGGUGGCCACACGUUCAGACCUCCUUCUGUUGGCAACUACUGCAUCUGUGACAUUGCAAAUGGCAAUCACAGCAUGGAUGAGAUGCAUGUCAACUCUGCAGGAAAUGUUUCGGUGAGCGAUCCCUUUCUCGAGGUCGAAGCCCUCAUGGAGAAGAUGCGGCACUUACAGGAAUGUCGAGAUGAGGGGGCAGCGAGCCAGGAAGAGAUGGCUUCACGCUUUGAAAUAGAGAAGAGAGAGAGCAUGUUGGUCUUCUCCUCGGAUGAUGAAGAAGUCACACCAGCAAGAGAUGUAUCUCGUCACUUUGAGGACACCAGUUACGGUUAUAAGGAUUUCUCUAGACACGGGAUGCAUGUUCCAACAUUUCGAGUCCAGGACUAUUGCUGGGAAGACCACGGUUACUCUCUGGUCAAUCGCCUUUAUCCAGAUGUGGGACAGCUGAUCGACGAGAAGUUCCACAUUGCUUACAACCUCACUUACAAUACAAUGGCGAUGCACAGAGAUGUCGAUACCUCGAUGCUCAGACGGGCUAUUUGGAACUAUAUUCACUGCAUGUUCGGAAUAAGAUAUGAUGACUAUGACUAUGGUGAAAUCAACCAGCUUUUGGAUCGUAGCUUUAAAGUUUAUAUCAAAACUGUUGUUUGCACUCCUGAGAAGGUCACCAAAAGAAUGUAUGACAGCUUCUGGAGGCAGUUCAAGCACUCUGAGAAGGUCCACGUUAAUCUGCUUCUUAUAGAAGCUAGGAUGCAAGCAGAACUCCUUUACGCUCUGAGAGCCAUUACCCGCUAUAUGACCUGAUGCCUCGCCACGGGCGGUGACGGAACCAUCAGCAGACGUGCUCCACAAGGGGAAGGUACUAAGCCCCAGGACCAAUGGUAGAUCACCCAGGUGCCAUGACUCCUUUAGUUUCUGCUCUUUCACUGUGGAAAGGCUCCUGCUGGCACGAGCAGCAUGUGCUUGGCAGCUUCCUGUUUAGGCCUGUGAAGACCGGCUGCCAUCCACAGUGUUUCGCUUUUUGACAGUACAAGCUGCUGCAUGACUGUUUUAAGACAGCAGCUAGUAACUCUCCAAAUCUCGUUGCUUUUAUGUCAAAUAAGAACACGAAUUGGAGCAUGCAGAGAACGGGACUUGGAAAAUGACAUAAGCUUUUAUAUAUAAGGAAUUUUAGGUCUUGGUGCUGCUAUUCUUGCUGGUGGGGUGCAGAGUGGCUGUCCCAGUUAAGCUGUCAGCGAUAAAGCGAACACUGCUAUUGUCUGAGCCUACAUAUGUAAUUUGUGUGGUUUCGAAUGAAACUUGCAUAUGUGUUCAUUUUUUUUGCAUCUAAAAACAGAAUUCUUACAGCUCAGCGAAGACCAUUUUGAUGGUAAAGCUCAUUUCUUUCAUUAUAGUUUUUUAAAAUUCAGAACUAUUGAUGACAUUACAGUAGUAUCUUAAAAGAUUUUCUUCAAAAAGCGAUCUUAAAUGAAAGUGUGUAAAUUAUUAGAAAAGCUGGCUAUCUCUGGAUAUGCCAUUUCCCAAAGUUCUCCGACACUGAGGGUAGCUGUCUUGUGCAGUAUUUUUCUUUCUAGCACCAAAGCUGCAGGAAGUGUUGCUGUGGACUGCUGCCCACUGCACAGCCUGGUGCAUUCUGCCCACCUUGUGGUGCCCACUUCACAGGUUAUGCAGCUCCUUAAAUAAUAAAGCUGGAAGAUAUUUUUAAGUCAGGUUAUCAAAUUUGAUUUAUAAAAUGCUGACUUUGAAAUGUAAACAGGUUUGAAAAAUAUUAAGUACUUUGUAUUCUGGAAGUAUGAAUUGCUUUUGAAGUCUGUCAGUAUUAUUGGUAUUUUUCAAUAAAGGAUAGUUUUUCUCCA